Nerophis lumbriciformis (worm pipefish) is the source of this 1107-nucleotide messenger RNA. The record is from RefSeq and is a predicted model, not a curated record. NCBI's taxonomy places the organism in Eukaryota, Metazoa, Chordata, Actinopteri, Syngnathiformes, Syngnathidae.
AUGGCCAAUGCGCAUAUUGAGGCACAGGGCUACCUCGCGAUCCUUGCUGCGGUGGCCGGGCUGGCUUGGUAUUACCAAGCCACCGGGGGACUGGAUCACCCGCCAUCGAGACCAUGCGGCUUGUUUCAGGUUUUCGAGCUUGGCUUGUUGGAUAUCAAGGCGCAUGUCGUCGACUCAUUGCCAAACGUCGGCGGACAAUGCUCCGAACUCUACCCAGAAAAGCCUAUUUACGACAUACCGGCCUAUCCGGUCAUUGGUGCGCAGGAACUGGUCGAGAAUUUGCUAGUGCAGAUCGAACCGUUUGCUGCCGAACUGCACCUGGGGCAUGAAGUACGUGAGGUGGCUGCAGUGGAUGAUCGCUUUCGGCUUGUUACUAGCGCGGGCAUAGAGUUUGAUACCGCCACCGUAAUUGUCGCUGGUGGGGUUGGUUCGUUUCAGCCACGUCGCCUGCGGCAGUCGGGGGCUGCGAAGUAUGAGGCAAGCCAAGUCCAUUAUAAGAUCACCGACGCCAGCGAGUUCGAAGGCAAGGACGUGGUGAUAUCCGGCGGCGGCGACUCAGCCCUGGAUUGGACGCUGGAACUUGUUGAGCGAGCCAAGAGCCUGACCUUGAUUCACCGUCGUGAUGACUAUCGUGCGGCGCCUGCCUCGGUUGGCAAAAUGAAAGAACUGGUAGCUGCCGGAAAAAUGCGCGAAGUACAGGGCAAUAUUGCUGCGCUGCAUGAACUGGGCGAUCGACUCGUGAGUCUGGACGUUGUUAAUCGGGCCAGAGCGAGCACAAACGUUCCUUUUGAUCACAUUCUGGCAUUCUGGGGGUUGGCACCAAAGCUCGGACCCAUCGCCCAGUGGGGCCUCGGGUUACAGCGAAACCAGAUCGAAGUGGAUACCGAAAAGUUCGAGACCAACAUCCCAGGUAUCCAUGCCGUUGGUGAUAUCAACACCUAUCCUGGUAAGAAGAAGCUCAUUCUUAGUGGGUUUCAUGAGGCGGCUCUGGCUGCAUUCGCGAUUCGCUCACGUCUGCACCCGGAGGAAAAAGUUAGGUUGCAAUACACUACCACGAGCACCGCGAUGCAUGAACGGCUCGGUUUGAAUGACGAAGAGGGCCAGUAA